Molecule: messenger RNA, 1265 nt
Organism: Synchiropus splendidus (mandarinfish)
Lineage: Eukaryota; Metazoa; Chordata; Actinopteri; Syngnathiformes; Callionymidae
Gene: f3a
Product: coagulation factor IIIa
Exons: 6
Coding region: 87-953 (288 amino acids)
Biological process (GO): blood coagulation
Cellular component (GO): membrane
Molecular function (GO): protein binding
Source: RefSeq, a predicted model, not a curated record
CAUCCGCUCUCUUGCGAAGGGAAGCGCACCGCGUCUCUCCGCCUGUCCUGGAUUAACUGAACUGAUUCGUCCACCAAGAGUUGAGGAUGAAAGCGUCCGCGGCCGCAGUGGCGUGUGUUUGUCUGUGCGUGCUCCUCACGCACGGAGCUUCAGGUUUCUACCCCAAAGCUCAGAACGUCACCUGGAACUCCAUCAACUUCAAGACCCUGCUGACGUGGGGGCCGCCACCCAGCGGCUACUCCUACACUGUGGAGUACUACGAGGUGAACAAGAACAAACAGCGGCUCCCGACCUGCUUCCAGACAGUGAACACGGCCUGCGACCUCUCCAUGUCCCUGACCAACCUCAAGUCCUGCUACAUCGCCGAGGUCGUCUCCCAACAGCCUCUGGGGAUGACCUCUGACCUCAUCGAGUUCCCCUACACCCGCUCCGAGCCCUUCUGCCCGUAUACGGAUACUAAACUUGGCCGACCGGAGGUCACGGUGGAGGUCAGCGAGGACAGGAAGAAGACCACUCUCUACGUGAGUGACCCUCUGAGUGCCGUGUUCCAAGGCCAGCAGCAGCUGAACCUUCGGGACAUUUUCGCAGAGGAGCUGCAGUACAAGGUCACGUACCGGCGGAACAAGAGCACCGGGAAGAAAGUGAAGACCUCUCCGGGAAACGUGAUCAAGUUCACAGAUCUGGAGAAGAAGGACAGCUACUGCUUCAACGUCCAGGUGCUUAUUCCGAGCCGCGACUGGGACAAGCAGCUGGGCGAGAUGAGCCAGACGCACUGCACCAAAGCUCACGACCCGCCCUUCACCACAGUGUAUUCGGUGGGUGUGAUCGCCGCCGGCUUCUUCCUCAUCCUGCUGAUCAUCGGCCUCACCAUCGCCCUGGUGGUCAUCUGCUGCAAGCGCAGGAGGAACGCUCAAAAGAGCGGCAAAGAAGGACUACCACUGAGAGACGUAUGAAACGUCCAUCGCUUCCCUUUUUUUAAACGGUACUUCCGGACCAGACGGGUCCAUCUGAACAUUCCUCUGUCCGACACUGGGAUAGCUUCCGCUCUGGUUUCUGUGAAACUGCCACACGAUCGUAGUUCACACUGUUAGAUCGAACACUCCUGCUGACACACAUAUUUAUCUAUUUAUUCAUGUCUGAAUACACUUGCUGGGAAAUGUUUAUUUUUAUACGUCAUUUUGUAAUUUAUUGCUUUUAAAAAUGUUUGUAAAUAACAGUUUUGUACUAGAGGUAGACACUGGUGUGGAAAUAAAAGUUUAACUCUA